This is a messenger RNA of Lodderomyces orthopsilosis Co 90-125, 1371 nucleotides long. RefSeq lists its product as uncharacterized. Bases 1 to 1371 code for a protein of 456 amino acids. The record is from RefSeq and is a predicted model, not a curated record. NCBI's taxonomy places the organism in Eukaryota, Fungi, Ascomycota, Pichiomycetes, Serinales, Debaryomycetaceae. The transcript has a single exon.
AUGUCAUCUACCAACCACAAUCCAUCUUCAGGAAUAUCUUCAGGUGUUCACGUACUCAACAACAAUGACCUCAAUGCGGCCCAAUCUAAAAUUGAAGAAAUUGCCGAUGAUGAUGUUGCAACUGAUGCCAAUGGAGAAGAGAUUGCAUUUUUAGAUGUAUAUGUUCGUUUCAAUUCGGAUUCUGAAAGAGAUUAUUGUUUCCAAAUUAAUACCAAGACGACAUUUGGUGAUCUAUUCAAGAUUUUCAAAACAUUGCCAAUUGCUUUAAGACCUAGUGUUUUUUAUCAUUCACAACCAAUUGGUUUCCAGAAAUCAACUGCUCCUGGUUACAUGACUGAAGAUGGGAAUUUCUUAUUUGAGGAUGAUGCAGCUAAACAAGUUUCAACAAUUAUUCCCAAUGAAGAAUUGAUUAAUGUUCAUGUAUGGCCGGGACAAUUGAUUUUACCAGUUUGGAAAUUUGAUUAUUUUACUUGGUAUUUUAUUCUUGGAUUAUUGGCAGUCUGGUUGUACACUGAUUUACCUGACUUUAUUAGUCCUACUCCAGGUAUUUGUUUGACUAAUUGGGCUACUAAAUUCAUGGCUUAUGUUGCUAAAUCGACUGGAUUUGUCAACGUUGAACGUGCAUUGCUUAAGGAUUUGGAAGAUCCAGUGGAUAUCUUGUUGCAAUGUUUCUUCUUCACCAUCCAUAUUGUUAAAGUUGUUGUCAUCUUUUUAUUCUUAUACACCGGUGCAUUCAAUCCAAUGAAAUUAUUCCGUUUACCAGGAAGUGUUAAAUUGAAUGUUAGUCAAGAUGAAUUGGUCGAAUUGGGAUGGACAGGAACUAGAAAAGCUACUAUUGACGAAUACAAGGAUUUCUAUAGAGAAACCAAGAUUAAAGAACACGGAGGAAUGGUACCUGCUCAUCAAAAGGGUUUGUUCAACACCAUUAGACAUUUGGGUGUCCAUUUAAAACAAGGUGAAGGUUACAAUACUCCCUUGACCAAAGAAUAUAUGGAAAAAACCAUGAGACAAUUGGAAAAAGAAGCCAAAGAAAACCCCAAGGAUUUCAAGUUACAUUUGAAUUAUGAAUGGUUUGCUGGUUUAGGUCAUACAUUUGCUAAAUUUGCUGAAGGAUUGGAUACAAAACAAACGGCUGAUUUGAUUAAGCAAUUUAGAAGAUACGGAUUAUUUUAUAGUGAUUCAAUUUUCAGUGGUAUUAUUAGUGCUAGAAAACAUCAAGACCCUCAAAUUGCUCAAGAUAUUGCCGAUUUACCACAACCCAAGAAGAAGGAGGAGCAAGAAGAAGAAGAAAAGGCCAAAGAACCUACUGAAGCUCAAAUUAAGGAGACUAUCGACGCAGCUAUUAAAAAGACUAAAGAAGAAUUAAAUUAA